This is a messenger RNA of Stylonychia lemnae, 1548 nucleotides long. The record is from the annotation of a GenBank genome assembly. Lineage: Eukaryota; Ciliophora; Spirotrichea; Sporadotrichida; Oxytrichidae.
AUGGAAUAUCGUAAGAAAAAUCUAAAGGCAAAGCCAAAUAUUGAUCAAACCUUGAGGCAGGCGUUCGAUCACCAGGAUUUCAUGACUAAAUUAGACUUCUAUGGUACAUUACGCAAGAUCGUUUUUAUGAAUUAAAAUGAUCUCAAAAUCAAAUCAAAUAAACCUUGCACUAUCACUAGUGAAGGCUUCGCUAUAUAUUUAAACCAGACUUUGUAAACACUGUUAAAGAAUUUAGAAAUGAAAUCGAAAGAUCCAAGAAGCUAUCUUUAUAAAAAAUUUAAGAUAUCUGACUAUGACAAGCUUGAUCUUUCAAAAGAUAAUAAACUGAGUCAGCGAAUGAUAGAAUAACUUUAUAACUUUUACGCCAAACCACCUGUAUGCUUCAUUGAUUAAUCUGACAUGCUGAAGAGUACAAGUAUUUUUUCUCAAAACCAAUUUGCAGGUCAGGCACAGGACCCUAAAGAAAAAGCAAAUGUAAUGAGUGAGCAAGGCACUUGCAAAGAAAUCAAGGUCUGCUUUGAGGGAAGAGUAUUUAAAGCGCUAGAUGACUUAAGGCGUGACAGAAAUAAACAGUAGGGUAACAAUAAUAGAAAGUUCACUCCAAAUGAACAAAUGAUGGAAUCACUUAUGACAAAGCAUUCAGCAAGGAAAAAUGGUGUUUAUCAAAAAGACUAUAAUAAGAGUCCUUUGUAAAUCAGGCUCAGAUAAAUAACAAGUGAAGAACGAACCAAACCUGACGAAACACAUAUUAAUUCAGUAGAAAGCAAUACGAUCAAGAAUUCAAUCAAUGGAUCAAUAUCACAUAGAGUCGACAAUCAAAAGGAGUCACCAUCCUAGAAAAUAUAAACCAGGUGCAGGGCAGAUACCACAGCUACGAAGGAAAGUUCCUAGGAUGAAGAAUCAAAGAACGAUCCUAACAGAUUCUCACCUUUUAGAAAAGGUAGUGACGACAAAACAUUCUCAAGUCACGUUCACUUAUAAUCUGUACUUGAGGAGAAGCAAAAGAAGUAUGAAGCAUCUGGCUAAGGCAGACUUGGUACAAAACUUGAAAGAAUCGUAUCUCUUAGCUCCCAAGAGCUGAGUUCUUAAUCAAGUAUUCCUAAGUUACAAGCACAGUCCUUCAAGCAUGCCAAAGAUGACAAGGAAUUGGAUGGACUAUUGCUGAAUCAGAUUGAGGAAGAGUCAAACGACAAAGCCACUUAAAAUUAUGCAAUUUAAUCUCAAACUUAGCAGACGUAGUCAUCAAAAUCUGGUUAUCUCUAGAGCCAAUCAGAGGUAACUGAGCAGUAGAAAAAUGCAUACUUCAACUUCAAUGUCUCUCAAAGUGACAUCUCUGAAAUUUAAAGACAACUGCAGAAUCUUGAUAGCAAGAAGGAACUACAAAAACUACUUGAGAAAAGUGAGUAAACUCAAUAUAAUAUGUCAACUCUAGGCACUGAUAACCUUCUAGAUUCAAAUACAAAUUUAAUGGUACAGCCAAAUCUAUCUAAACUUUCAUCACAACCUCAUCCAUAGAUGAGAAUAAUACUUCAACCCAUGAAUUCGUGA